Messenger RNA from Penaeus chinensis, 2099 nucleotides. RefSeq lists its product as uncharacterized. The transcript is spliced from 7 exons. The record is from RefSeq and is a predicted model, not a curated record. Gene Ontology annotation, biological process: monoatomic ion transport. Gene Ontology annotation, molecular function: protein binding; extracellular ligand-gated monoatomic ion channel activity. Gene Ontology annotation, cellular component: membrane. NCBI's taxonomy places the organism in Eukaryota, Metazoa, Arthropoda, Malacostraca, Decapoda, Penaeidae. The coding region runs from base 87 to 1961 and encodes 624 amino acids.
CUCUCUAUUUCUAAGUCUUCCACGGGUCUUACCAGGUCGUUUUCCACUCACUCAUGUGACGUGACUCGAGGCCAUCAAAGUGGACAAUGAACUUACUGGAAUGGAAGACCAAGUGGACGUCUAGUGGAAGUUGCCUGCUCCACCUCCUCGUCCUCCUGUCACUCCUUCAGGAACACGCCGGCGCCUUAGACGUGUACAGCUUUCAGAAGGAGGGCGUGCAGUCCGACGCCCAUAUCCUGUACUCGGGACCUGCAGGAGACACCGAAGGGCAGGGAUGGAGGCGUCCCUUCACCCCCGAGGACUUCAGCGUGUGUCUUCGCCUCAAGUUCUUCUACCUGUGGGAUCUUUCGGGUUUUCUGCAGCUGUCGGCCGAUGUGGAGAAAGAGUCGCCGACGUCCAUGCUCAGCGCAGAGCUCAACCUUCGCUACUUCCGCGUCAGGAUGGGAAUCUUCCGCCGCCUCUUCUUCACUGAGCGUCCUCUAAGGGCCCUCACCUGGUACCACGUCUGCGUCACGUACUCCCAGGACACGCUCAAGUUCUAUCUGAAUGGGGAUUUGCAGGGAAGCCAAGCAGGGGGGCCCGAGUAUCCUGUAGGUGGGACGCGACUCAAGGUUGGCGCCUGGGAUGCCGUCAGGAGCUUCAGUGGCGAGAUAACGGAGGUUAACGUGUGGAGUCGUGCCUUGGCGGUGGAUGAAGUGGCGUCGCUGGUGGACUGCAAAGGGAGCACGGGUGAUCUGAUUGCCUGGACGGACACCUGGACGAUGCACGGCGACGUAACGAAGGCGGACGUCCCCUCCGAGAGGCUCUGCAAUGACAGGAAAGACAUGAAGCAGUUCUUCUUCCCGCCCGUCUCCUCCAAGGCAGCCUUUCGUUUGUGCGAAGGCUUGGGAGGCUCGGUGACGACGCCUCGGAGUUCCGAAGUGGACAGCCUCAGACGACUCAUCUCUAGCUUUGCUGACAACGAGACCUGUUCGAGGCUUUGGACAGGUGUUACGGACGUCGCCAAGGAAGGGGAAUGGACGUACCACAAGGACGGCCUUCCUGCGCAGGUCUCGUGGCGACCCGGGGCACCCGACGGGGACUUCCUGCAGAACUGCGCAGCGAUUCUUCUCGAUGGGUCCUCGGCUGGCCUGACCGACGUCGCGUGUUCGCGCAAGCUGUGCACGGUGUGCGACGUGCCGGAGGGGAUCGUGUGGACGCUCCUGGGCGCGUGCGAGGAGCACCCGAGGAACAUCCAUUUCGUCGCCCAUCAGAGGGCCUCAGGGAAGUUCCACUUCCGUGGUUACUCUAACUACAUGAUCAUGAAGAACGACACGGACGGCCGCUGGUUCUGGUGGGACCGCCAGAAAAACGAGGUCGUGGCUGUCCUCUCCGAAAACGAAUUCGGUUUCCCAAUGGGGCGACGCAGUUGGAACCUGCAGCGCCCCGUCUGCGGAAGGAAGCCGCCCGCAGAGCACACUCUUCUGCUGACCCCUUGUGGGGCAGGCAGCUUCUCGUGCGAUGACGCGACGUGCAUCCCCCUGUACCAGCGGUGCGACCUCAAGUUCGACUGCAGGGACAAGAGCGACGAGAGCGGCUGCGAACUCGUGCAGUUCCCGCCCGUGUACCGGCCAGACCUUCCGCCGAGCGACGUCGCCUCCGCUGCAUCGGCGCCGCUUCCCGUCGGCAUUCACAUGGUGCUCGAAAGCGCCGACGUCAGGACCAGCACCAUGAUGAUCCACGUCAAUUACAACCUGAGUCUGACGUGGCGCGAAGGGCGGGUCAACUACCUCAACCUGAACAAGGAUUACACCCUCAACAGGGUACCAUACAAUACCAUGAGGGAACUGUGGGUGCCGACAGGUAGACUUCACCAACACCCGCGGCAACCACAUCACCCACGCAGACGAGGAAGCUACCAUGAUGGUGCUCAUGUCAGGGGAGCCGACCGUGGGAGGGGACACGCGACCCCAAGAAGUUGAAGUGUAUGCAGGAUGGGAAAACCCACUGACACUGAGAAGGAAAUAUAGUGAGACGUUCCAGUGUGAUUUUGACCUUUCCAUGUACCCGUUCGACCAACAAGAAUGCCAUUUGGUGUUAACAAUGCUCUCAGCUUCCUC